This is a messenger RNA of Laccaria bicolor S238N-H82, 636 nucleotides long. RefSeq lists its product as uncharacterized. Gene Ontology annotation, molecular function: oxidoreductase activity, acting on paired donors, with incorporation or reduction of molecular oxygen; monooxygenase activity; heme binding. Bases 1 to 636 code for a protein of 211 amino acids. NCBI's taxonomy places the organism in Eukaryota, Fungi, Basidiomycota, Agaricomycetes, Agaricales, Hydnangiaceae. The transcript has 4 exons. The record is from RefSeq and is a predicted model, not a curated record.
AUGGCAAUGUAUCCGGAAGCCUUGCAAAAGGCACAGGCGGAAAUCGAUGCAGUCGUCGGAAUAAAUCGCCUUCCAGACUUUAACGACCGCCCUUAUCUGCAAUACGUAAACGCAAUAAUUAAGGAAACGAUGCGGUGGCAAUUAGUUCUUCCCCUCGGUAAGAGGUUUUUCAAUGUCCUUCUUCGGCUGUUUAACAUGGCAGGUUUUGCGCACAUGGCUACUGAGGAUGAUGAGUAUGAUGGAUACUUUAUAACAAAAGGUACUGCCGUCAUUGGAGCUGCAUGGUCAAUUUUGCACGAUCCUGAAGUAUUCGAGGCCCCCGAAGAAUUCAGGCCGGAGCGCUACCUUAAAGAUGGCCAAAUAGACCCUGGCGUUAGGGAUCCAGUAGUCGCGGCCUCCGGAUUCGGCAGGAGGAUGUGUCCUGGCAGGUACUUGAGCGACAAUUCUCUAUAUUCUAUCGUCUCGUCUGUCUUGGCGGUAUACAAUGUCAAUGCGCCAGUGGAUGAACUCGGAAAACCUAAACAACUUGAGGCGAAUUACACAAGCGGGUUUCUGUCAUAUCCUCUGCCUUUCAACUGCACAAUCGAGCCACGCUCCAAAGCUGCUGAAUUUCUGAUUCGAGGCCUCAGUGAUUGA